Molecule: messenger RNA, 506 nt
Organism: Eurytemora carolleeae
Lineage: Eukaryota; Metazoa; Arthropoda; Copepoda; Calanoida; Temoridae
Exons: 5
Coding region: 9-506 (165 amino acids)
Source: RefSeq, a predicted model, not a curated record
AAGCUGAUAUGUUUGGACUUAACGAGACAGACAGCAUCAGUACAAUACAGCUGGUUGAAACUAAAAAUAAUUCGGACUGCGGCAGUAUGAGCGAAGAUGAAGCAAAACUAGCAAUAUCCUGUUCCUAUUGGUUGGAAGGGGUUCUACUGACUGUAGUUGGGUGUAUUGGCAUCUUGGGUAAUCUUGCGAAUAUAAUAAUUCUCAACAGUAAAUCCGUUUCAAACUUCUUUAAUACACUUCUCAGUAUUCUCUCCUUCUCCGACCUUAUCUUCAUCACCCUUACUGUGUUGGACUAUAGUCUUAUCAGAGGUAAACAAUCUCUUAUUAGAGGUAAACAAUCUCUUAUCAGAGGUAAACAAUCUCUCAUCAGAGGUAAACAAUCUCUAAUAGAGGUAAACAAUCUCUUAUCAGAGGUAAACAAUCUCUUAUUAGAGGUAAACAAUCUCUUAAUAGAGGUAAACAAUCUCUUAUCAGAGGGAACCUACCCACUGUGCAAUAAUAUAUAG